Messenger RNA from Pelobates cultripes (western spadefoot toad), 321 nucleotides. NCBI's taxonomy places the organism in Eukaryota, Metazoa, Chordata, Amphibia, Anura, Pelobatidae. The record is from the annotation of a GenBank genome assembly.
AUGCCCGCUGGAAUGCACGAGCCGAGGCUUGGGGCCUACACUACGCUGAGCAGGGGAGAGACGGACGCUCUCCCGGUCCAUAAACGCACGCAGCAUCCACGGUACUCAGCAACCCCCCUCUCAGGACUGGUGGGGAUUAACCCAGUCCCAAAUGUCCCAAUCCACACACCUCUGUGGACCCCAAAAGCUGGCACAAGCCCCAACCAUGUACCAUGCCUGCAGGCCGCUCGCCACUCCAAAAUAGCGGACGCACAACCCAAUGGGGUAUAUGUGCAUCCGGAGCACAGCUUCAGCACAAACAAGCCUCUGAUCAACCGCUGA